UUGUCUAUUAGACAUUGACUAACACAUAGACAAAAUCAUUUAUAUUUCGAAGUAAAGGAUGUCAAAUCAGGAGUGACAUGGAAUGUCAAAUAUAUUGAAUCAAUCUGUCAGACUUCCUUUGUUUACAUUAAUUUAUACAAACAAUUGGUGCACUUUGUUAAAAGCAUCCAUCCAAAAACAAAGCAAAUCUGCAUUGAUGGGGAACACUUUAAUAAAACUGAUUAAACUUGCUUGCUCCUUUUACUUGAAGACUGCUACAAAUAAAAUUCGAAAGCUAGCUAAAAAUGGUGCCCAUGAAAUGUUGGUGGAUCCUUCGACUGAAGACCACCAUCUAUCAUCUCCUCCAAUUUUCAAACUAAAUAACCAUUGUUUCGAGGAGUUAUUCGAAUAUCUGUCGCUGCUAGACUUGCAUUCAUUGGGCCAAACUUGUAAAUCCAUGCAACAAAUGACGGGCGAAUUUUUCACACAAAAUCAUUCAGCCGGUAGAAUUGUGUGUAAAAGUGAUGGCAUUUAUGCGGUUUAUUCAAGUCCAGAAAAUAUUGACGAGAAGUGUAUUCCGAUACCAGGUUUCCUUCCUGUCAUCAUCUCAAUCGCAAUGGAAAGCUCUGAUUUAAAUGCGUUCGUAUCUUUAAAAUCGCAUGCCAACAAAUUGGUGUCUGUCAAACAACUUUCGUUCUCGAAUCUAACUUUGAAUGAAAAGGAUGUCAAAUGUAUUCGAAAAAUUUUGCGAAAAAUCCAAGUAUUAAAACUACAACACUGUGUCGUUCAAGAUCAAGAUUUUUAUAAGCUAAUACUACAGCAUUGCAAAGACAUACGACGCAUAAGCAUACAAUUUUCUAGUGUAAAAUUUCAUUAUGGACACAAGUGGUUGAAGAAACACUAUCCAAAAUUGGAGCAUUUAGAUUUGAAUUUGGAGUGCUCUUGGAAAAUUGAUGAAUUGUCCACAUUUUUCAAACGAAAUCCAAAUCUACGAAGUUUUUCGUACGAUUCGUAUUCAGUAUGGCCGAAUAAAGAUGCAUUGCUCAAGUCUAAAAUAAAGCUCGAUACUUUUGAAUUGAAAUUCGUGGAUCUGCAUGCAUUUGUAGUUAAAUGUUUUCGAUACGAACGUGGUAGUAAAGGGAACGAAUUGAAAAUAUUAUGGGAUUUGUUGAAACAACUUCGAAUUCAAGGUUUCUACAAACGGUUACGCAUUGGUGCUUCUUCAAAUCAUACCUUGGAAAAUGAUCAAUGCCUUAAUAAGUCAUUAAACGCAAUCGCAAAAUCAAUUGGUGUAGCUAAAAUGAAAAUAGAUCAAAGCAUUUUCUUUGACUUGUACGAAAACUAUAAAAACAAUGAAAUGUGCACUCUUUUAUGUAAUGAUGUUGUGAAUGUGAAACGACUGUAUUUGAAUACAGUGUCGGCUUUCGAUAUUUUGCCAAUCAUUCAACAAGCAAAAAAUGUGAAAAAAAUCAAAUUUCACCCGAAAACCGAAUUUAAAUCAAAUGUUCUGAAACUGGAGUUUUUGAAUGCCGAACGUGAAAAAUUAGACGGAGCAAAAAAAGUUACGAUUUAUGUACCAGAUGAUGUUUUCGCCACAACGAAAUGGGCAACCAAAAAUGGCAACACAGAUCUCGGAUCAGUUGAAAUUAAACGAAUCGAAUCGUAUGAUUGGAAUUUAUAAAUUCGCUAAAUGAUGUUCAGGAGAGCCAGAGACUUUUGAUUCAAAUAUGAAUAGUCGCACUUACCAUUUUUAGUUGUAAGAAGAAACUUUUUCUAUUCGAACGGUCACAUUAGCUCUUUAAGUAUCUCCAAAAGUGACAAAUAAAUGAUUGAAAGUUAUUUUAACAUUAUCAUCUACAAGACAC
Molecule: messenger RNA, 1844 nt
Organism: Contarinia nasturtii (swede midge)
Lineage: Eukaryota; Metazoa; Arthropoda; Insecta; Diptera; Cecidomyiidae
Exons: 2
Coding region: 83-1660 (525 amino acids)
Source: RefSeq, a predicted model, not a curated record